GAGCUGCGCCUGCGCGGGCCCCGGCGUUGCCUCGGAGCGGGUGCGCCUGCGCCGCCGCCCCGGGCCCUAGCGCGUGCCGCCGGCUACCGUCCGCAGGGGGCCGGCGGAAGCGUGGCGGCGUAGGAUCCGCCCCCUCAUGGCGCUGUUGCCUGGCAGCGGGUUGCUCUGGUAACCGCGAGACAACAAGCGUGCCGGCUCGCGCCGCCGCGGCCUGAGGGGACGGGCGAGGGGCGAUCGCUGCGGUGGGCCGCGGGCGAGGAGCUGCGAGCGGGGAGGGGACGCGAGGCCCCUUAUCGGGGUGAGCGCUUCCCCAUGUUCGGGUCCCCUCCGCCACCUGCGCGCUUCUCCGUGUCCGGCCGCAGGGCGAAGAAGCCGUAUGCCGAGGAGAGCAUCAGUAACCUCCUGCCCCGCCUGGAGGAGAAGCCUGUCAAACCUCCCAGAUAUAUAUCCAUAUAUAGACCAUUUGUGAAGUGUGAAGCAGAGAAAAAUAAAGCUCAGUGGAAAACUAUGGGACCAGCAAAAGUUGCAGUGCCAUCUCCAAAAAAUUUUCUGCAGAAACAUUCAAAGGAACCCAAGCUACCAGCUAGAAAAAAAGAACAGGAUCCUAAGAAAUUGCCUGAAUUAUCAGUGCCACGGAGGACAGAUCGCCCAGUUAUGGGAAUUCAGAGUAAAAAGAAUUUUAUAAAUACAAAUGCAGUUGCUGUUAUCACAGGGCUGCCUAAAAAACCUCAACCUAUUUAUGUUGAUAGAAGACAGGGAGAUAAAUAUCUGCUUGAAACUUCAGGACUUCUUCCAAAAUACAUUAAGAAAAAGGAUUAUGGUGUUACACCAAAAUACGUAACACGGAGAAAUGAAGAAAGGGAGAGAGCUCAGAAAGAAUAUGAGGCCAGUAUCUUGGAGAAUCUCAGGAAAAAAGCCAUGAAACGGCUAACUGAUGAAGAAAGGAGAAGUCUUCUGCAGGGGCUGAAAAAGAACUGGGAGGAAGUGUAUCAUGAAUUUCAGGGUCUUCCAGUAGAAAUGGACACCAUCCCCAAGAAGAUAAAUAAAGAAAAGCUGGAAAUACAGAUGAAACAACUGGAGCAUGACAUAGAUGUAAUUGAGAAGCACAAAGUUAUCUACAUUGCAAACGAGUAAAGACUUUUUUUCAGAUACCAUCUCUUUCCUCCUUUUGUUUUUCUCUAUCCAUGCAUCUCCAAGAAGCACUCCACUAAAUUCUCAGAAGAGAUUGAUGCUGCCAACUAUUCGGAAGGAAAUAUUCAACUAAUAUCAGUAUGUAGCUUCUUAUAAAAGUUGUUACAUAUAGCUCUCAUCUGUACAAUUCACAGAAUGUUUUGAAAUAAAAUUAAAUUCUUAGAUUUUGAGUAUAAAACCAUGAAUUUAAUCUAUUAUUUUUUGUAAUUUUUAUUAACUGCUAAGAUUUCCAUAAACAUCAUACACAACACAUGAUAAAUACUGUUUCAUAUGUUUGGAGCAUUUCUUUUCUUGCAUAGCCAAAACAAAGUGAAAUAAUUGGCUGCUGAAGAGAUCUUGGUAAAUACAACUUCAGGGUGGGAUGGCUUCUGGACUAGUUACUAAAGAGCUGUCAUGCUUUACUUAAAAGCUUGAGUGAUGGUAUUUCUAGAAAGCUUGGCUUCUGCAUAACAUUUUGUGUAAUAAUUUUUUGUUACAAAAACACAGUUUUGAUAGUGGAAGCCUGUAAUGAUAUAGACUUCAUGCAAGACAGAUACCACAUGUAGCUUUCAGUGUGUGUUUACGUAUAAAUAAUUCUGUAAUACUAUAGUAAAUCUACAACUAAAGUAGAAAAAUGUGUUUUGAUUUCUGUUGUGUGUAAUGUUACAAUGAAAGCAAUAUACUAGCAAGUGAGUCAAAACCUAGGCAGAAAUUAUAUCUGCACACUAUGGUGCAAUUAUUUGCAUUAAAAGAGAAAUUGUUUUUCUUUCCUACGCUUAACCUUUGCUUAAGCAAAAGGUUUUUCUGUAUGGUAUCAAUCACUACCACCAGCAGCUGUUGUGACAUCAUAGUAUCUGACAUCAGCAGAGGAUGAAGUAAAAAAUUUCAAACGAACUAUGAAAAGCCAAUUUUUCACGUACAUGAAGUUCCUUUCAUGAAUGUGUCAUGGAAUGGCUUUGAAGACUCCGCAGUGAUUCUAGGCUAUUAUUUCUUGUGCUUCUUAAACUUGUCUAUGACAUGCACUAUGAAAGCGUGGGCGAGCAGGAAUGUGUAUUUUAUUCUCUGUAACUUAUUGUUCAGCAAUCAUGUUUAUUUUGAAAAGAUAUAAGCUGGAAGCAAGCUGUGGUUUUGUAAAAUAUGAAUUUCAUUUACUGUUUACUCAAGAGAAUGAUUUAUACUGUAUAUUUUAACAAAGCCACACCAAUUACUGGCACUUAAUAACAUGUCACAUUAUCUCCUA
Strigops habroptila (Kakapo) is the source of this 2410-nucleotide messenger RNA. RefSeq names its product enkurin, TRPC channel interacting protein (gene ENKUR). Gene Ontology annotation, cellular component: acrosomal vesicle. Gene Ontology annotation, molecular function: calmodulin binding. The record is from RefSeq and is a predicted model, not a curated record. The transcript has 5 exons. Lineage: Eukaryota; Metazoa; Chordata; Aves; Psittaciformes; Psittacidae. Bases 313 to 1134 code for a protein of 273 amino acids.